CGACGAAUUUUGCCGGCGAUGAGGAAGACGGUCGAGGGAAAGGGGAAGUGAGGUUCCUUCCCGCAGAGAACAGGAUCUUCAACAUUUUGAGGUAUCCCAAAGUUGGUCGAGUAGCCAGUAUUUCAAUUCUAGUGCUGCUGUUUGAACUUUGAAGGCUGAUUAAUAAAUCACUCUUGCUGUUGGAAGGAUCCUUGCAGCUGGUCCAGAUCUCCUGAUUUGAAGGCUUAUUAUAAAACUCCCUUGUUUUGGCUCCUGGACCUUUGAACAUCUGAAGGGCCUUAAUGGCAUAUGAAUUGGAUGAACAAAAAAGGAUAGGCGUGGGGCUUAUAGGUUUCGGCCUUGCGUUUACAUUUCUUGGCAUUAUUCUCUUCCUUGAUAGGGGCUUGCUUGCUCUUGGAAAUAUUCUCUGCUUGUCCGGAGUGGCCCUUAUUCUUGGCUGGAGGUCAACCUGCAAGCUCUUCUCUGAAAAAGUGAAUAUCAAGGGUUCCCUUUCCUUCUUUGUUGGCGUGUUCCUCAUCUUAGUUGGUUGGCCUAUACUUGGCAUUCUCUUAGAGUUUUAUGGCUCCGUCGUUCUUUUUAGGGGUUUCUGGCCCUCCAUAAAAGUUUUUCUUUGCAACAUUCCAGUAUUAGGGUGGUUCAUUCAGUACCCAUCUCUGUUCCUUAAUCGCUUCUGGCAAUCAAAAGCAGCUUGAGACCACGUCUCAAAGGGUUGAAUUAUCCAAGCAGGAGAAAAUGAAGCUAAUUAAAUGUUUAACCGUGAAUUGCCAUGGGUUGUACAUGUGAAUGAGCAAUGGCUUGUUAUGAUAGUUGCUUCAUUCUUGUUAUCAGCUAGCCUGCAAGCGUCCUCCAUAUGAUGCACGCAAGGGCUGUGGGUUAGAGAAAGGUGAUUGGGUACGGUCUGGGUUUAGGUGAAAUCACUUUCAUUAACUCUACCGAAUGUGAGACAUGAAUUGCCUUUAGAGAUUAUCAACAUGAAUAGAUAUUUGGCGAACGUAA
Nymphaea colorata (pocket water lily) is the source of this 996-nucleotide messenger RNA. RefSeq names its product vesicle transport protein GOT1-like. The record is from RefSeq and is a predicted model, not a curated record. The transcript is spliced from 8 exons. The coding region runs from base 282 to 692 and encodes 136 amino acids. Gene Ontology annotation, biological process: endoplasmic reticulum to Golgi vesicle-mediated transport; retrograde transport, endosome to Golgi. Lineage: Eukaryota; Viridiplantae; Streptophyta; Magnoliopsida; Nymphaeales; Nymphaeaceae.